Ascochyta rabiei is the source of this 606-nucleotide messenger RNA. RefSeq lists its product as uncharacterized. The transcript has a single exon. The record is from RefSeq and is a predicted model, not a curated record. Bases 1 to 606 code for a protein of 201 amino acids. NCBI's taxonomy places the organism in Eukaryota, Fungi, Ascomycota, Dothideomycetes, Pleosporales, Didymellaceae.
AUGGUCUACAUCACAUCAGACCUCUUUGGUCCUGUCGACACACACAAUCAAUCGUACAACUACUGGCACACCAUGACAGACUCACAACAACAUGUCGCGGGCUUGGGGAAACGAAAAAGACUGCAGGAGACAGACGUAUCUCACCCAAACCGGGGAGCCCAUCCACAACAUUCGCCAGCCUUCGAACACAACAACGACCGAUCGUACGCGUCCUAUGCACCAGCUCCCGACCGCAGAACCUCAGAGCAUCGUCCCGUCAAGCAGAUCAAACGGGCCAGUCACAAGCUUGCCUUUGUCAAGUCAACAUCACAUCUUAUGGAUACCGAUACCCCAAUGGGCCUCAAAAUCGCCCAGAGCCAGCAACACGCUGUAACAGACUUACGAGCAUGCCACGCAUGCAAAUCAGCGCCGAGGCGGAAGAGGGAUCUGGAGAACUACAUGGAUUGUAUGCGCUGCCACGGCCGAACAUGCUUCAUCUGCGCACGUCAGUGUCUAGGAGUUUGUGGGAUGAAGGUCUGCAGGGAAUGCACUUCGGAGGUGGGAGAAGAGGGAGACUCAUGGUGUCUGGACUGCUUCCAGAGGGACCAAUACUUGAAGCAUUGUUAA